AUGGUUCACUUAGGCCCAAAGAAACCACCAGCCAGAAAAGGUUCCAUGGCAGAUGUGCCAAGAACCUUGAUGGAACAGCUUGCUAACUUUGAACAGCUAUUUAGCGUUUCUCCUGAGAGGUUAAGGAUUAUCACAGAUCAUUUUGUUGGCGAAUUGCAAAAAGGGUUGACUAAGAAGGGCGGCAAUAUCCCAAUGAUUCCGGGCUGGGUUAUGGACUACCCAACUGGUAAAGAAACUGGUAACUAUUUGGCUAUCGACUUGGGUGGUACUAAUCUGAGGGUAGUUUUGGUUACCCUAGGUGGGAAUCACGACUUCGACACCACCCAAUCCAAAUAUAAGAUACCAUCGCAUAUCAGAACUACCCAGAACCACGAAGAACUAUGGAUGUUCGUUGCUGAGAGUUUGAAAGCUUUCCUCGAAGAUCAGUUCCCAGAUGGUGUGAAGGAAAAUUUUCCUCUAGGGUUCACCUUCUCUUACCCUGCCUCUCAGGAUAAGAUUAAUGAGGGUAUUUUGCAAAGGUGGACAAAGGGUUUCGAUAUCCCAAAUGUUGAGGGUCAGGAUGUUGUGCCAAUGUUACAGAAGUGUUUGAAUGACAUAAAUUUACCAAUUAAGGUUACCGCGUUGAUCAACGAUACUAUUGGUACCUUGGUUGCGUCUUUGUACACCGAUGCUGAAACCAAGAUGGGUGUUAUCUUUGGUACUGGUGUGAACGGUGCGUACUAUGAUGUAUGUUCUAACAUUGAAAAGUUAGAAGGUAGGUUGCCAGGUGAUAUUCCUGCUGAUUCUCCUAUGGCGAUCAACUGUGAGUAUGGUUCUUUUGACAACGAGCACCUUGUGUUGCCAAGAACUAAGUACGAUAUUCUGGUUGACGAACAGUCCCCAAGACCAGGUCAACAAGCAUUUGAGAAGAUGACCUCGGGUUAUUAUUUAGGUGAAUUGUUGCGUUUGGUUCUAUUGGACGUUUACGCCCAGGGUUUGAUAUUCCAAGGACAAAAUAUAACCAAAUUAGAAGAGCCAUACAUUAUGGACACAUCCUACCCAUCCAGAAUUGAGGAGGAUCCAUUUGAGAACUUGGAUGAUACUGAUGACUUGUUCAGGAAUGAUUUUGGUAUCGAAACAACAUUGCCAGAACGUAAGCUAAUCAGAAGGCUCUCUGAGUACAUUGGUGUAAGAGCUGCCAGAUUGAGUGUCUGUGGUAUAGCUGCUAUCUGCAAGAAGAGAGGUUAUGAGACUGCUCACAUUGCUGCUGACGGUUCUGUUUACAACAAGUAUCCUGAUUUCAGGAACAGAGCAAUGAGUGGGUUGAGAGAUAUUUACGACUGGCCUCUGUCUGCGACGAACGAUUAUCCAAUCACUCUUGUCGCUGCGGAGGAUGGUUCUGGUGCCGGUGCCGCAAUUAUUGCUGCUUUGACACAAAAGAGAUUGGCAGAAGGCAAGUCUGUUGGUGUUAUGGACCACUAA
Molecule: messenger RNA, 1461 nt
Organism: Eremothecium cymbalariae DBVPG#7215
Lineage: Eukaryota; Fungi; Ascomycota; Saccharomycetes; Saccharomycetales; Saccharomycetaceae
Gene: HXK2
Product: hexokinase 2
Exons: 1
Coding region: 1-1461 (486 amino acids)
Biological process (GO): glucose 6-phosphate metabolic process; intracellular glucose homeostasis; glycolytic process
Cellular component (GO): mitochondrion; cytosol
Molecular function (GO): glucokinase activity; mannokinase activity; ATP binding
Source: RefSeq, a predicted model, not a curated record